Trematomus bernacchii (emerald rockcod) is the source of this 2746-nucleotide messenger RNA. It is a transcript of the gene snrkb, whose product is annotated as SNF related kinase b. The record is from RefSeq and is a predicted model, not a curated record. Gene Ontology annotation, biological process: intracellular signal transduction; protein phosphorylation; microtubule cytoskeleton organization. Lineage: Eukaryota; Metazoa; Chordata; Actinopteri; Perciformes; Nototheniidae. Gene Ontology annotation, molecular function: protein serine/threonine kinase activity; ATP binding; tau-protein kinase activity. Gene Ontology annotation, cellular component: cytoplasm.
GGACAGAGCUAGAGACUCUUCAAUGAAUUGAGGCAGGCAGUCAUGAGAAAAGUAUGACUGCGAACAUGGAGUAUUAUGAAAGGACACGGUAGGGCGGCGCUGUCUUCUUCUACGUUUAAAUUCAAGCGACACCGAGUGUGAGUGACAGAAAUACCCGUGGCUCGCGGCUACGGGAUAAUUUGCACAACAAUGGCAACUCCCUACCAGUGAGGAACUUUGCUGCCCUGCCCCCCUUCCUCCCUCCGUCCCCGACACCUUGACACAACUAUUUCCCGUCUCCUACUUCCUCUUAUCUUCUCCCCUUCCUCCUGAAUUCCUCCUGUGCUACUCCUCAAAUCCCUUCUUGGUUUCAACAUGGACUCCUCUGGACAAGUAACCACCUCAGCUCCUGAUGGGACAUAUCGAGCCCAGGAGCAGCCCCGGUCGCUCGGAUCUCAGCGGACUCUACUCUCUGGGUCGCACGUUGGGCAGGGGCCACUUUGCUGUGGUCAAACUGGCUCGUCAUGUCAACACGAGGCAACUGGUUGCUGUCAAGAUGAUUGACAAGACAAAACUUGACGUUAUGGCAACAAGCCACCUCUUACAGGAAGUGAGGUGCAUGAGACUAGUGCAGCAUCCCAACGUGGUUCGCCUCUACGAUGUCAUCGACACGCCCAGCACCCUCUUCCUCAUCAUGGAGCUAGCUGAGGGGGGCGACCUCUACGACUACAUCCUCCGCCACGAGGGAGGCGUAGCUGAAGGCAAUGCCAAGCGCCAUUUUGCCCAGAUUGUGCGUGCUGUGGCGUACUGCCACCAGCUGCACGUGGUUCACCGGGACCUGAAGCCGGAGAAUGUGGUGUUCUUUCCCCAGCAGGGGGCGGUGAAGCUAACGGACUUUGGGUUCAGCAACUUAUUCCAACCAGGGACAAUGUUGGCCACUAGCUGUGGGUCGCUAGCGUAUUCUGCUCCAGAGAUUCUGCUGGGGGAAGAGUAUGAUGCUCCAGCAGUUGAUAUCUGGUCUCUCGGGGUGAUCCUGUACAUGUUGGUGUGUGGAGUCCCUCCUUUCCAGGAAACCAACGACAGCGAGACUCUGGUCAUGAUUCUGGACUGCCGCUACGCUUCCCCCGAACACGUUUCAGACGACUGCAGAGACCUGAUCUCCAGGAUGCUGCAGAAGGCCCCGUCUCUGCGCGCCUCGCUGCAGGAGAUCCAGGCUCCCUGGCUGCAGGGGCUGGAUGACGCCCUACUGAGCCCCGAGGCCCCGCCACACUGGCUCUCAGGGGCCCUCUCUCCAGGCUCUCCCCGCUCAGGAGCACCUGAGUGUGGGGAUCUGCUUGCCGCAAGACCCCCGCCUCAACCUCAGACCUUCCCUGGCCACUGGCAACCCAGCCUCAGCUUCACCCUCAGACCUCCUCCCGCUGAAGAGCCACCUGUCCCUAAGAACAUUCCUGCACUACAGCAGAUAUGUGAGGGAGAGGAGGAGGAGGAGGAGGAGGAGGAGGAAGAGGAGGAGAAGGAGGAGCAAAAAGAAGGGUUAGGAAGCUUAAUGGAGAUAGUGGAGGAGGAAGAGGAGGAAGAUAUGGAGAUAGAGGAGGAAGACAGUGGGUGUGUGAUUUCAGACCAGCCUGUCGGUCAUGGAGACAGGCCUCUCAGGCCGACCCCCGCCCUCCCACCGUCCUCUCUGCCUGGUUUGGUGGUACCGUGCUGUCGGGGGCAGCCGGAGUCCCCGAGCCCGGAGGAAGGAAGCGACGAGGAGACAGAACCCAACAACAACAAGGCUCCUCCUCUCCUCCCUGAUCCCUCUGAGCCCUCCAUCCCCGCCUCCUCUCCAAGACUCAUCCUGAGCGACAAGGAGGCGCAGAAACAGGAGAGAACAGAGGAGGGGGGGAGAGAGGACCUCUUAACGGACAGAUCUCCACCCCGGGAAGAGGCUGCUCCGAGGGUGGAGCAGGGGAAACGACACAGCCUAAAGCUGCGUGAGAGACUCUUCCAGUUCCCCCUGUGUGAGAAAGCUCUGGCCUUCAACAUACCCACACAGAACAAGCCCAAGAUCCUGCCGCUGGCUCAGUACAACUGCUGCCAUGUGCUGUAAGUGAACCCACUGACUGGGCACAUGCAGGCUGCUUAGCAGGGGGCAGGUGGCGGGACACUGAGAACACCACCUGUGAUGUGCAGGAGCCAAAUGGGACGUGUACAGCUAAGCAACAAUCACCCCCUUCUAGCAUUGUGCUCAUGUAAUUAACAUUGUGCUGAGCUAGAGGGUGGUGUACAGCACUGUAGUCAGACUUAGUAGAAACCUCAAUGCUACUGUUACCGGAGAUUUAUAAUGUGUCCAAUCUGUAGCUUAGAAGCAUACUGGACCUACAAGAAGAAAGAGGUAGGCUACGUUCACACUGCAGCUUUAGUGCUCAAUUCUGGGAAUUCUUUGGUUUGGCUGUUUUCCGUUAUAUUUUUAGAAGUGACCAUUAUUGUGUGAACUGGUCCUGAACUGACCCGCAAUUGCACAAAAUAAGAAUUACAAAGAAGUCCACACACAGAUAACUUUCAGAAGCAUGGUGGCAUGGUGUUGGUCUACAGAGGAAGCAGGUGAUCACUGUCCCUCCACUGUAUACACAAUGUCAAAUUAGACAGAAAAGUCACAUGAAUUCAGAUUGAACUGUUCCAAAAGAAAUAUCAGACCUGCAUCUGCCCCAAAUCAGAAUUAAAGAGGCCCUAUUAUCUUUUUUUGUUUCCUUUCCUGUCGUGUGUUCUAUAGGUUUGUGUGCAA